AUGGUGUACAAUGCACCGCCAACUUCAGAGUCUUGGUGCUAUCACAUGCCAUCAUGUAGUGAUUUCACUUGGGACACAAUUGCAAGAAACUCGUGUAAUGGCACUCAACAGUCUCCAAUAGACAUUGUAACUGCCAAUGUUCAAGCUGAUGCCAGUUUAACCUCUUUCAACUUCAUUGGCUAUGAUGACAACACUACCUUAACUGAGAUUGAAAAUACUGGCAAGACAAUUAAGGUUACUCUUGAUGAUAAGAAAAUGUAUGUAGAAGGAGGUGGUCUGCCAGGCUUGUUUACCAGUAUGGAGUUUCAUCUUCACUGGGGUAAUGGCAGUGCCAUGCCUGGAUCUGAACACACUGUAGAUGGCAAACGAUAUCCUAUGGAGUUGCACAUAGUGAAUAAGGCUGGUCGGACUGGCAAUGUGUCGAGUGAUUCUGUAUUAGCUGCCUUUGGUUUCUUCAUUGAGGCCUCGAAUGCAACUCUGAAACCAAAAAGCUGGAAGACAUUAACAUCCUAUCUAGCAAAAAUUGCCAACGCAGGUGCUAAAAUGCACAUCAACCAUUCUAUCUCCAUGGAUGAUCUGCUUCCUGGAGUGGACCGGUCAAAAUAUUACCGUUAUCUUGGUUCUUUGACCACACCCAACUGCAAGGAAGGGGUAGUGUGGACAGUCUUCAAAAACCCCAUCAAAGUCAGCCAGGAUUUGAUCGACCUCUUCAGUGCAACUGUCUACAUCAACACAUCGUCAAACUCCCCCCUAAUGACCUACACCUUCAGACGUGUUCAGCCAAUCAAUAGCAGGUUUGUAACAUCACAUGUGGCAGGUUCCAGAAUUACUGGUCAUAAAACGCCAACAUCGACCGCAACAAAACCAUUCAAGUCUCUCGUGACCUCUCCUCUAAGUGCAAUACUCAUGUACCUUAUCCUCCAUCUGAUUUAG
Xyrauchen texanus (razorback sucker) is the source of this 933-nucleotide messenger RNA. RefSeq names its product carbonic anhydrase 4-like. Bases 1 to 933 code for a protein of 310 amino acids. The transcript has 8 exons. Gene Ontology annotation, cellular component: plasma membrane. Lineage: Eukaryota; Metazoa; Chordata; Actinopteri; Cypriniformes; Catostomidae. The record is from RefSeq and is a predicted model, not a curated record. Gene Ontology annotation, molecular function: carbonate dehydratase activity; zinc ion binding.